Owenia fusiformis is the source of this 874-nucleotide messenger RNA. The record is from the annotation of a GenBank genome assembly. Lineage: Eukaryota; Metazoa; Annelida; Polychaeta; Sabellida; Oweniidae.
UCAUGGCUCUUAAAAUCAUCAGUAGACUCCAGAUUCUUCGAUCUAAAUGAAGUAGGUCACAUACGUGAACUUGCGAGAUCCAACAUGGCGGACAUGGAAUUUUUCGGACCUAAGUUUUAGAAUUAAUGGUCGUAAACCUUGAACAUUAGGCGAAUUCAAAGUAAACUUAGUGUAUUUAGUAUACCAGAUUAGUACUGCAUAUGUUGAACUAGGAAACACUAAAGACUUCGCAGCUGUAUAUGGUCCAUUUGAGAUGUGUCAGGUACCAGAUGUGUUAGGUGCCAGAUGUGUCAGGCACCAUUGACAACAAGCAAACAACAACAAGCAUUGUAUGGAUAGUAUUAUAUAACAAGAUGGACUUUGUAAAACAAGAAGGGCUGUGUAAUAAAACUGAAAAUCUUGGAGAACAAUGUGGGGCCAACGUAUCAACUAUAGAUCCACAAAUGGUUAAACAAGAGCCUGUUGAAAUAAAAGAAGAAGUAGCACAAGGACUCACAUGUCAUGAUCUACCUAGAUAUGAUGGAAGGGUAGAUAGUAUCAAUAUUGUGAAUCACUCAAAUUUCAAAAAAGAAAAUUUGGACCAAUUUGACAAUCAGUUUGGUAAUUCUGUAUUUGCUAUUAACUCUGAGCAAUCAGCUAUACAGAUUGACAAUGAUACAAAAGCAAUACAAUCACUUAUUAAACAAGAGUAUUUGGAACAUGAUGGCAGUGAAUUUGGAAACUCUGUAUUUGCUGUUAAGUCUGAACAAUCAGCUAUACAAACUGGCAAUGAUACAAAAGCAGCACAUCCGCUUACUAAUCAAAAACAUAUGGAAAAUUAUGCAGGGGGGACAUAUUUUAGAUGUGAACAUUGUGAAACAUGUUUUAGUCAAUA